This is a messenger RNA of Sphaerodactylus townsendi, 1054 nucleotides long. It is a transcript of the gene BORCS7, whose product is annotated as BLOC-1 related complex subunit 7. Gene Ontology annotation, cellular component: BORC complex. Bases 55 to 384 code for a protein of 109 amino acids. The transcript has 5 exons. The record is from RefSeq and is a predicted model, not a curated record. Lineage: Eukaryota; Metazoa; Chordata; Lepidosauria; Squamata; Sphaerodactylidae.
CAAUUUUUUUCAAACUUGAGAAAUAGACUCGUUUGGACAGACAACAUUAGCAAGAUGGCGGCAUCGCCAGCGGGAAGUGCUAUGGAUGCUCAGGCUCGAUUCGGCCAUUCAGUGAAGGGGUUGCUGAGCGAGAAGGUAACCAGCUGUGGUACAGAUGUUAUCGCCCUUACCAAACAAGUGCUGAGGGGAUCUCGUAGCGCCGAGUUCCUUGGACAGGCUGCCAGAAAUAUGGUGAUGCAAGAGGAUGCUAUCUUGCACUCUGAAGAUAGUUUAAGGAAAAUGGCCAUUAUAACGACUCAUCUGCAGUAUCAGCAAGAAGCUAUUCAGAGAAAUGUUGAACAGUCUUCGAAUUUGCGUGAUCAACUGAGCCACCUUUUGAAAUGAAAAGAGUGUACAAUACCAAAGAACGGCUGGAAACUGAUGGGGAAAACCAUGUUCCAAGAAUUAUGGAAUCUCAUCUUGCUUCAGCAAUUGCACUAUGAGACUUUUCUUGUCCAAUAUCACAUGCCAGAUGUCCUGAUGGCUGUUAUGUAGCUCAAUGGCAUAUGUAGCUCAUUGCAUAAGGCCCUGACAUGAGAAGAGAGGUUAAUUUCUCAUGGCAAAUGUUUGCUUUCUAAAAGGAUGGUACAUCCUUGUAUUUUAUUUUAUCACAUUUUUUUUCCUUAAACUUGCUAGGAAAUGGCAAAAGUAAUCUUAAAAGAGUAAGCCUGUUAAGUUUAGUGUAUCUUCCUAGAUAUUCUCACUUGUUCCCUAAAUUGUGAUGCAGAAAUGAUGACAAGCAACAACCAUGAAGAUGGAAAUUACUUUCAAAGGAAGAGCUGUGUUUCAAUGGCUGGAUCCCUUUCUCUUUUGGCUUCAUUUUUAGUUAGUGGGAGCUGAGAUUGCCAAGUUCUGCUUGGAUUUCUGGGGGCUUAGUUCAGUUUGAUAUAAAUAGCUUACUAGUUCUCAAAAAAUUCUGCAUGUUUCAUUGUACAAGAACAAUGCACACAGCUAUGGUGAAAAACUCCUUAUGGAAAAUGAAGUACGAAUAUUUUAAUAAAGAAAUUGCUAACAA